GUCUUCGAAAAGGAUAAAGAUUAUUGUACCAUGAAAAAUGGAGAGAGGCGCCGCUGUGUCAGUAUUACCUCGUGUCCAUCAGCUCUGCAGUCAUUCCGUGUUAAUCCACCAGAAAACUGCGGCUUCGCUGGAACAGUUCCUCUCGUCUGCUGCAACAAUGUUACAGAGAGUGUGACUAAGACAACUGACAAGGUAUCUGAUCCUAUCCUGGAUAUUUCUUCUCCAACCGUUACUUUCGAGUGUGGGUUGAGUAAUCCCAGGAUCAUUCAUGUUCCCUUCGACAGUUUAUCAAGAUCUGUCUCUGACGUGAUACAUAAACCGAAGCUCAACGAAGACCAUCACGCUCGAUACAGAAGGUUCGAUAAUAAGGUUGCAGUGGUCGGUGGAUUUACAUCAAAGAUAAACGCUUGGCCUUGGAUGGCACUACUGGGAGAGCGGACUGUCCAGGGUUCAGUUAACUGGUUCUGUGCUGGUGUUCUUAUCAACCAACAAUGGGUCCUGACAGCUCUCCACUGUUUUCAUUAUAAAGAGGCAAACAUUGUGCGUCUGGGUGAACACGACUACAACAACAACAAUGACAGUGCAGAACCUAUGGACUUUGAGGUGGCUGAAACUAUUUUGUACCCUGACUAUACGUUUCCACAGGCAUACCAUGACCUGGCUCUCCUGAAACUAGCUCAGAAGGUGGACAUACAGAAAUAUAUAAGGCCAGUUUGUCUUCCCUGGGGCCAGGAGAGCCUCGCCAACAUUACUGGCAGCAAGAUGAAGCUGACUGGUUGGGGCGACACAUUGUUUGGUGGAUCGUCAAGUUCAGUUUUGCAAGAAGUGGACAUAACAAUAUUUCCAUCUACAAAAUGUGUAGAGAGUUAUUCGACGCUACAGGAAUACUCUACUGUCUGGCCUCGUAGUAUAAAGGAAGAGACAAUUUGUGCCGGAGAUCCAAAAGGAGGAAAAGAUGCUUGUCAGGGUGACUCAGGUGGACCACUUGUUGGCUUGCACUCAGCUGGGUAUUACACCUUGGCUGCAGUUGUCUCUCGUGGGUAUGGUUGUGGCCACAAGGACUACCCUGGACUCUACGUCAACCUUCGUAAUCCUCCAUAUCUAGCCUGGAUAAAAAAGGUUGCCUUCUAAUAAAUAUUGAAGGACAAUAAACUGAGAAGCUGGAUUAUAAGAUGCUACUUGCUUCUUCUAAUGUUUCUGCGUAGGUUCCUAAAAAUUAUUUUGCAUGUAUCAUAUUGAACUGUUAAAUAAAGACACAAUAUGCUGA
Messenger RNA from Cherax quadricarinatus, 1267 nucleotides. Lineage: Eukaryota; Metazoa; Arthropoda; Malacostraca; Decapoda; Parastacidae. The record is from RefSeq and is a predicted model, not a curated record.